Molecule: messenger RNA, 7985 nt
Organism: Alosa sapidissima (American shad)
Lineage: Eukaryota; Metazoa; Chordata; Actinopteri; Clupeiformes; Clupeidae
Gene: syde2
Product: synapse defective 1, Rho GTPase, homolog 2 (C. elegans)
Exons: 9
Coding region: 306-5750 (1814 amino acids)
Biological process (GO): signal transduction
Source: RefSeq, a predicted model, not a curated record
CGCUUCUAACCUUUCACCCCCGCCAGAAAAUAUUCCAAGUAUUUGAACUGCAAGCAGGACAGAGGGGGGCAGAGGGGGAAAGCGAGUGAGCGAGGGAGAGAGCGAGAGAGAGAGGUGCAAUUGAGCAAGUGAGCUAACAGCUAACUAGCACAGGAAACCAGGGGAGAGAGCUCAGAGGUGACAGCGGAGAAUGGAGAGGACUGCGGACCUUCGGCGAGUCUCGAUCGCAGAGAGGGUAUUCGAAGUGUAUUUCUACACAUCGAAGUGCAUCUGCUGAAACUGGAUAAACACAGGGGUGCAAAGGAAUGGCUGAUCCUCUGCGGAGGACAUUAUUAGCUAAACUUCGGGGGAAGAAAUCCAAGAAAGGGACGACAGCUGGUGGAUGCGGCGUUGCAGCUAACGGGGGCAGAGAAGGUAAAGAAAAACUUUUGCAAAAGACAGACGGUCCAACUCACAAAAUAGUAACGAUCACUGAGUUGGAUUUUUUACCAGAUAAAAUGAUAGGUAACGAGAAGUACAUGAACGGAAGCUACAACAACACGGUGGUAGGUUUAGUGGAGAACACGGUAGUUGUUAGGAACGCGUUUCCCCAGUGCGAGGCGACACCACACAUAAACACAGGAGCGAGGGACACUCAGUUCAGCGGGGGCCCGAGGCUUGGGGGUCGAAAUAAUGAGAAACUCUUGGGGGUCUCAGUUCAAAGGGAAAUUCUUGACAGAGGCAACGAUAGAGAGGAGAUGAGUCGCUUUCAUAAGCAAGAGGCUCACUUCUCAGGACAAGUGCAAAACGGAGCGUUUCGGGGACCGCAGGCACAGAAAAAACACACUGUACCACUUCCACGACAAACUAUUGGAGGUGAUUCAAUAGGGUUCGGGAGCUGUGAAACUACGAUUUUUAACUUUAGCCAGAUUAAUACAGACAGAGUUAAAUUGGCAGAUGGUCACUAUGCGUCUUCAAAGAACGGCGAGACAAAUGUCCACUGCGACAGAGAUCUAAAGAUUCUAUGCGACGGAGUGGUGUUUGGCCAGCAGAAUAGUUUCCGUGCUGGCUGCGUUACUAAUUCCAUUCACAAAGCACAUUCUACUUCCCAUUUUAAUAAGGAGUUUGCCACUAAUGUAACAACAACCGGACGGACGGAAAUGUUUCCACAUGAAUCAAAUUAUUUACAUUAUGUCCAAAGCAAUGCAGAAGAAGUUCGUGUAAUACAGAAUGUAGAAAGUUACGAGGGCUUGACUGGAUUGACAAGGGAUAUCAAGACGCCAAAUCUUCUUAGCCCAACGUUUUUCCCCACCGAACUGGAAAUAUUCGACUUGAACGUGGCUCCCAGUGUUGGGUGCGCGAGAGAUCCACUGCGCCACCAUUCACUAGAUAGUGAGGAUGAUGAUUACUACGAUAACGAAAUUCUACCCUUUUAUGUAUCAAACUCACAGAACCGUCAUAUUAAUGUUGAAACAAAUACCGAAUUGGAAACACUGACGCAGUUGGAAGACCCAAAUGUGUCCAGUGCCUAUCAAAACAGCAGCGCUCAAGAAACAGACAGACUCAGGAGCCAGUUGAAAGAAGCGUAUUAUUUGUUGAUAAACGCAAUGCAGGACAUUAGCCUAGAUGGUGAAGUAGAAGACAAUGGAUUUAUUGAGCGUGGAAGCACCACUAGCCAGUCACAUGAUAGUGUUUGCUCACAAUCUUCUACUAAGCACUCGAACAGUGAUGGGUCAUCGUCUGGAAAGCAUAGUGCUCAACAGGUAUCUGACACCGACUCGUUGUUGAACUUUAGUGAGAACAUUUCACUCAGCCCUAAGAGUAGUUUGCUGAGUAAAAGCUGCCAAAACGUGAGUACCUCCAAGACCAGGGCAGUCUUACAAAGGUCAGUUAGUGACGGGGCCAUGAAAUAUGCCACUGUGAACAGGCCAUGUGCCCAGUUAGAUCUCCAAAGUUCUAUUGCCGUUGGCAAUGUGGACAAGACUGAAAAGGGGAGCGAUACUCUCUCAUCUGGGAAAACAGUCACCUACGAUACCACGAGCAGUGGUGAAGAUGGGCGCCUAAAUGAGAGCAAUGGCUCGGUAAACAGCCUCUCCGGCUCCUCCGAUAACGUGGACAAUCAGGGCAGGAGCAAGCACGAUGUCCUGAAUUCCAGCCGUGGAGGAGGCUCCGCCAAGCCCCACGGGCUGACGGUCAACAAAAUGCAGGAGUGGAUGCACAGAGGACGCCUGCUGUCGUCCGAAAUGAAGCAGCGCAUCGCGGGGUCCUCCCUGCGUGCCCACGGCCCGUCUAAUAUGUGGCCGGCUCAUGGAGCACCAAGUGGGACAAAAGCAGCAACCCAGACGGCCCGAGUUCAAAGAGGCAAAAGUGCUGCUCCUUGUCAAGGAGUGCAUCAGUCAGCACUCAUAGAAAAUGCCCACAGGGAGGCGAGCAGCGCGCUCAGGGCUCAGCUCAACACCAUCACCGUCUCCAAGAAGCGCAACUGGCUGCAGCAGAGCUCGGCCGGCCCCUGUCCAGCCGAGGAGCUAGGCCCGGGGUCAGAGGAGUACCACCCAGCCCAGCAGCACCACCACCAUCACCACCAGCAGCAUCUCAUCUCUUCUCCUCCGCCGGCCUCGGGCAUCUCGCCUGAGGGCCAGCCUCGGCCGGCUCCCUUUCCCCGGCCGGCCCUCCGCCUCCCGCUGCCCCUGGUCACCAUCACCCACGGCCACUCGCACGCGCGGGUCUCACCACAGCCGCCCCGCCAGAACGCGGUGGACGCGGCCGAGGAGGAGAACGAUGCUGACGACGAGGGCGAGAUCUGGUACAACCCCAUCCCCGAGGACGACGAGCCCGAGCCGCCCAAGCCGCUGCCCCUGACCUCGCGUGGCGCGACCACCGUCGUCUCCUCCCGGCACCAGGGCCCGGUCUCUGUCGCGCCCGAGGCGUCUCAGCACCCCUAUCCCCUCAGGCGGGCCGAGCGGGGAGGCCGCAGGAGACAGCGUGGCUGGGCCGUCGUCGCUGUUGUCCGUGGAGACGGCUCACACGCUCCAUCCGAAUGCAGCACAUUCCAGCGAGCCUUUGCUGCAGCUGCACAGGCAGAUAUUCACGUGCAAACCCCAGGAGGAGAGCCUCAGUGCGCCGAGGCCAGCAGCAGCGGCAGCGGCGGCUCGCUGCCCCGCUCCUCUCUGCCCGUCUCCCCCGUCAGCCCUCCUGCCGCUUGGACUCUCUUGCUCGCAAAUAUGGACAUGUCCAAUGCUGGCUUCUCCGCCCCCUCGAGUCCCAACCCCGCUAAGAAAGGGAGCUCACUCAACUGGUCCUUCCCCGACAAGAUCAAGUCACCGCGGACGGUGCGGAAGCUCUCCAUGAAGAUGAAGAAGCUUCCAGAACUCAGCCGUAAGCUUAGUGUAAAAGGGACCAGCAGCAGCAGCAACAACAACGCCAGCAGCCAAUCGGAAUCAAGGGCACACUCUCCGAAAACCAAUGGAGGGACAGAGUCGGGUCAAGUGCCGUCCAGGGUCUCCCCGGGCGUUGGCCAAUCGGGAGGGGUCUUCACCAGUGGGAACGUCAUCUCCCGCUACCACCUGGACAGCAGUGUGUCCACUCAGCCCAGCAAGAAGAAGAGCAGUGGGGGCUCCAAGUCAGCCAGCAAAGGUGGCUACCUGAGUGACGGGGACUCGCCGGAACUGGUGGCCAAGUCCGGCAAGCACGGCUCCGGCGCAGAUGGGAAAAACGGGAAGGCCAAGGAGAGAGAGGCGAACGGGAAUGGCUCUGGAGGUGGCAGCAGUGGCGGAGGAGUUGGAGGAGGAGGUGGCGGCGUCGUGGGAGGAGGCGUCAGCCCGAAGCUCCACGGUAGCGAGCUGGACAUCGACGCCUUCCGGCCGUACAGCUUUGCCGAGCAGCCCAAGUGCGCCACCUACCUGUCGGGCCUGAUGAGCGUGCACUUCUACGGCGCCGAGGACCUGAAGCCGCCGCGCGUGGACUCGCGCGACGUCUACUGCGCCAUCCAGGUGGACUCGGUCAACAAGGCGCGCACGGCCCUCCUCACCUGCCGCACGGCCUUCCUGGACAUGGACCACACGUUCAACAUCGAGCUGGAGAACGCGCAGCACCUCAAGCUGGUGGUGUUCAGCUGGGAGGCGACGCCGCGGCGCCACCGCGUCUGCUGCCACGGCACCGUGGCGCUGCCCGCUCUGUUCCGCGUCACGCGCACCCACCAGCUGGCCGUGCGGCUGGAGCCGCGCGGCAUGAUCUACGUCAAGCUGGGCCUCAUCGAGCAGUGGCAGAACUCGCUGGACGGCGUGGGCGGCGGAGUGGGGGCCGACGGCGAGCGAGAGCCCCAGGUGUUCGGCGUGGAGGCCUGGAGGGUGGUCGAGAGGGAAGCGGCCGGACUCAUGGUCCCGCUGCUCAUCCACAAGUGCAUCACGGAGAUCGAAAGGAGAGGCUGCCAGGUGGUGGGCCUGUACCGUCUUUGUGGCUCGGCGGCCGUGAAGAAGGAGCUGCGUGAGGCAUUUGAGAGGGACAGCUACAGCGUGGAGCUCUCGGAGAGCGCCUACCCAGACGUCAACGUCAUCACAGGUGUGCUUAAGGACUACCUGCGAGAGCUGCCCUACCCCCUCAUCACUAAGCAGCUGUAUGAGGCUGUCCUAGAUUCCAUGGCCAGGCGGCCGCUGCGGAUCGGCGCCGGCGGCUGCGAGAAUGACCAGGCCGACACGGAGCACACCGUCGGGCUCCUGGACAUCCUGCCCGAGGUCGAGAAGGUGACACUGCGGAAGCUUCUGGAUCACCUGAAGCUGGUGGCCUCGCACCACGAGGUCAACAAGAUGACAUGCCAGAACCUGGCCGUAUGCUUCGGUCCGGUGCUGCUGAGCCAGCGGCAGGACGCCUCGUGCCACAGCAACCGCGUCUUCAUCGACUCGGAGGAGCUGGCCAGCGCUCUGCACUUCAAGAAGCACAUAGAGGUCCUGCACUACCUCCUCCAACUCUGGCCAGUGGUUGAUCCAUAUGGGAAGACCUCCUCGCCCGUGUCCGAGUCUCCUGCCCUGGCCGUGGCCCCAGUGAUGGCGGCCGCCCCACUGCGGAGGCGGAAGGAGCGGCCCCAGGUGCUCAACCUGUCCGAGGCCGAGAUGGCCGGCGUGCUCCGGCCCAAAGCUGGCCGCCUGGACAGCCCCAGCAACCGCUACGCCGGCGACUGGAGCUGCUGCCAAGAGACAUACUUCCGGCCCAAGGAGGAGGCCGACUACGACGACGUGCCCUCUGAGGAGUCCGAGCGUCCGCCAGAGGACAAGGGUGACGUGACCGGGGACCAGCGCAGGCCCUCGGAGCAGGAAGAGGCGGAGAAACAUGGAGCCCUGACAGAGGUGGUGGAGAUGGACAGACCGGUGGAGGUGGAGGCUGAGACUCAAAGAGAAGGAGAUUUGGAAGAGGAGGAGGAGGAGGAGGAAGAGGUGGAUGAGGAGGAGGAGGAGGAUGAGAUGGAGGAGGCAGAUGAUGAAGAGGGAAGCAGGGACCUCAGCGGAAGCCCCCUAGGGGAGCCACGGAGCUGUGAACACAUUCUGCUGCCCAGGCAGGAGGAAGGGCAGGAGGGGGAUGACCUGCAGCACGAGCACGAGGUGAAGGAGGAGGAACAUCUGGCCAAAGAGCACACGUACCAGGCCUACAUGAAGAUCCAGGACAUCAGCCCUGUCCUGAGCAACAGGGUCAAUCUCAAGGACCUGCAGGAGAGCAUUGACAUCCUCAUAGGUAACCUGGAGCGGGAGCUCAACAAGAACAAGCUCAACGUUGGCUAUUGACUGACCGGCCUUCUCAGGAAGGACUCCCUGACUGACCAGAUUACGGUCUCAGUCAAGAGUAUAGGUGACAAUGAGGGCUCAGAGGGUUUGGCCAAUGGUGAUGGUACGAGGCCCUGGGUAGAAUCCUCAUAAUCAGCUCAGCUAAACUAUUGGUACCUGCUCUCCCCAAGGAACUGUACAAAAAAAAACUACAAGAGUACGAACUGUGAGGUCUGGCACUUCCCUCUUUAAAGCCUGUUGUAUUUUAGCUCUAGAUUCACCAGUCAACAGACAUUCCUUGAUCUUUUUUUGUGUCUGUGUUCAUUUCCAUUUGUCAUUGUUGAAAGUUUUUGCUUGUGUUGUUCAUGGUCGUGUCUGUCAACGUUUGUCUAUUGUCGUCGUUCUUUCUUCUUAUUAGAAGAACCUAUUGACCCCAAGGGGUGUAAAAGGUGCCUUAAUUGUGUAAAGGUGGUACUUAAGGCAGUGGAGAGAGCUUUUAUUUUUGAUUUGUUAAUUUUUGUUUGCUUGUUUUUUGUUUUCUGUGGAGGUACUGUGUGCUACGAUAUUGUUGUAAACCAAUGCACUUACAAGGCAGAUUUGAUUCUUAAGGCGAAGAGGUAGUGGUGCUGGGUCUUGCCACCUACCCUGAAGUGAAACAGCGCUAACACUAUAGCUAAUGCUAAAGCUGCUGGGCUCUGUGUGGGGAGAUUGAAGCCAAUAGCUGUGAUGGCUCAUUGGGACUUAGCAUCACAUGCUAACAGCUGCUAACAGCAGACAGAGGCACCCUUUCAGAUUUGUAAACAGUAUGUUAGCAAUAAGGGUGCUGCUUCUGUACAUAGAACAACACAUGGUACAUUUCAAGUUGAGGGGGAAAUAGAGCAUCAUGUUUGAAAAAAUAAUGGGAUCAAAUCUGACUGAAUGCUUUGAGAGAUCUUUCAUGUCUAUUUUUCUAUCCUCCAUUUUGUUUUGGAUUUUUUAAAAAGAAAAUUGCAGACAAAUUGCCUCUUACUGUAAGACAAGAACCUUACAGUAAGAGGCAUGCUGCCUGCAAAAUCUGAUGUUGAGCCUCCUAGAAAGGGUCACUGUGGUCAAGGCUUCAAAUAGAAUGUAAGGCCACUACCUAAAUUAAUGGACACUUUUUUUUUCUUUGUCAGAAAUCCAGGUAUACAAAAUGAUCAGUAUUUAACAGAUAUAUGUGUAUAUAAAUAUAUAUAAAAUGUAUUUGGAGUAUAUAUUUUUUGGACAGCUUAUAUUUACAUACAUGCAUAUUUAAUGUUCUCAGUUACCUUGUAGUAUUGAAUCUGUGGAUCAGUACCUGUCGAGUAAUCAUGUUUCUUUUCCCUUAAGCUACCUUGACACAUCUUAAAUGUGCUGGACUGGAAAAAAACAAAUUCACGUCGUUAAAGGACAAUAGACAUAAUAUGUUUUCACAGAUGGACAAAUUUGUUUAAGUCAUACUUGUACAUAUCCGCUACCUGUUUAGGACAGGCCUUUUGGUCUGGCAUUGUGGUCAUGUUUGUGUUUGUGUUAUGGUGCAGAAUGUCACAUGGUCAAAAGCUUUACAGUUAAAUAUAUAAGUGCGUCUUAACCCGCCCCUCCCCCCCCAACACACACACACUCUGUCUACCCCCCUCCCUGGUUGACUCUGGCCCAGAUCUUUACCUGACCCAAGCAGGAGUUGCUCCAGUUGGUUGCUGUCAGGGUUCUUGGCUUGGGUUCCUGUACAUAGACAUGACCUGGGUCAGGGUUAACUUAUAUGUCGUCCCCCUUCUCCAUUUGGCAGCUGCUCUUUGGCAGACUGAGAGAAAAUAAAAAAAUGUUCACCUUACCCUCAAGUGCAGUGUAAAAAGCUAUCUGUAUCCUUGGCAAAUUGGCUGGUGCUGUAAGCCAUUGUAAGUUUUGCUUAAUGCUGUGACUAUUGGCACAUCACAAAGGUGUUAAGCUAGCUAAUGCGUUACAUGAGCUCUUGGACCCCUAUGGGUCUGUCUGUGUCCAGAGCUAUAAAGUGUACAUUGUGAGAUGCUACUGCCUUUGUGUUUUUUUUUAAAGCAUUCCUUUGCCCUGUCUUCUUUCACUUCAGCCUCCCUACAACCCCCAUCCAUAUUCUACAAGCAUAAAGUAAUGCUCAUCCCUGUCGCUUGCCUACUACAUUGGGAGUCUCAAUACAUUAUGAUGAGCGUGUCACUAAACAAGAUGUUACUUUGUACUGUUAUGGAGAAAUGUAUGAUCACAUUAAAGUAUAUAUUUCACAUGUGC